Messenger RNA from Schizosaccharomyces cryophilus OY26, 1686 nucleotides. Its product is annotated as spermidine family transporter. Lineage: Eukaryota; Fungi; Ascomycota; Schizosaccharomycetes; Schizosaccharomycetales; Schizosaccharomycetaceae. The coding region runs from base 1 to 1686 and encodes 561 amino acids. Gene Ontology annotation, molecular function: transmembrane transporter activity. The record is from RefSeq and is a predicted model, not a curated record. Gene Ontology annotation, biological process: transmembrane transport. The transcript has 2 exons.
AUGUCUUCUAACGAUCCUGCUUUGAACAUUCGUCGGGUUCAAUCGGCCACUGAGCAUCCCGAAAUUUAUCCAACACUAAGUAAUACAUCGCAAAAUGCAGCGGCUCCUGCAUCUCCCAUCAAUUUAGAUAGCCAGUUAUCACCUGAGUCGCAGCAACAGCAACAGUAUGCUGCCAUGACCCAAAGUUCUGGCGGCGACUCAAGUCGUGAACAUACAAUUUCGAAUGUUCCUAAUAAGGAAGCCCGUAUUCCUGCGGAUAAGGAAGAUUUGGAAAAACAACGACCUUCGGAAAAGAUUUAUCCUAGAAUUGAGAAUUCUGAACCUUUUAUUUAUACGCUUGACCCGAGUUCUUCAGAAUUCGCCGUCAAUUGGCCUUUUUCUCGUAAACUAAAAAUUACCGCUAUUUAUUCUUGGGCCGCCCUUUGUUCCACCUUUGCUUCGUCCGUCUUUUCCGGUCCCACUGAAGUCCUUCCUCAAAUCUAUCAUAUUCCCAUGACUGUCUCUCUUUUAACUAUUAGUUUGUUCCUUUGUGGUUACGUUAGUGGUCCUGUCUGCUGGGGUCCUCUGUCAGAAUUGUUAGGAAGAAAGCUUCCUUUGAUGGUCGUGGCUGUUGCUAAAGAUAUCCAAACAAUCAUGAUUUGUCGAUUUUUCAGUGGUUUCUUUGCUAGUGCUCCUUUAACAAUUGUCGCCGCUGCUUUUUCGGAUAUGUAUUCUAAUCGUUAUCGUGGUACUGCUAUUACUAUCUUUGCUGCCCUCGUGUUUGAUGGUCCUUUACUAUCUCCCAUUAUUGGUGGAUUUAUUACCAAAUCUUAUUUGGGUUGGAGAUGGACAGAGUACAUUACUUCGUUCAUGGGCUUCUUCGCUGUUCUCAUUAUACUUUUCUUUUGUGAGGAGACUUAUUCAAAGAAAAUUGUAGAAAGUAAGGCUUAUGAAUAUCGAUUUGAAAGUAACAACCACUUUGUGCAUGCCAAGUCCGAGGAGGAGAGAUUAACUGCCAAAGAUGUCAUCGAUAACUAUUUGUUGAUUCCCUUUAAGCUUUUAUUUACGGAACCCAUCAUCUUCUUGGUCACACUCUACUGUUCCUUCGUAUAUGGUAUUUUGUACUUACUUUUGGAAGCUUAUCCUAUUAUCUUCGCUGAAAAACGCCAUUUCUCAAUGGGUGUUGCUCAACUUCCUUAUAUCGGUUUGUUGGUAGGUGUUUUUAUUGGCAGUGGCAUCAAUAUUGCGUUCGAGCCUUGGUACUUUCGACAGGUGUUGAAGCUUGGUGGAAAGCCUUAUCCAGAGGGACGUCUGCCACCUUUAAUUAUUGGUGCUUUCACCUUCCCUAUGGGUAUUUUCUGGAUGGCAUGGUCAGGUCACUAUGCACAUGUUCAUUGGAUUGUUCCUAGUUUGUCUGGUUUGGUUACCGGAUGCGGUAUUUUGUUGAUUUUCUUGAAUUGUAUGAACUACCUAAUUGACGCUUAUUUAUUCCGUGCAGCCUCUGCGAUCGCUGCUAAUACUAUUAUGCGUAGUGCGGUUGCUGCAGGAUUCCCUCUAUUUGCUAUCCAAAUGUUCCAUAACUUGGGUGUUGGUUGGGCUGGCUCCCUUUUGGGAUUUAUCGCUGUUGCCUUGAUUCCUGUGCCCAUCAUAUUUUACAUCUAUGGUAAACAAAUCCGUUCUUGGAGUAAAAUGGCGGUUGUGCUUUGA